GCGGAAAACUUUUCUGAGUGUGAGAGUGUGAGAGUGGCGCUGCUGCGAGCAGAGCAGGGGUGUGAGAGAGUGAGUGUGAGGAGAAAGCUGAGGCUCAGGCGGUCUGAGAUGUAGCUCUGCGCUUUUGCACUUCUAACAGUGGAACAGACGGCAGAGGCGCCUCCAGCUCUGAGUCUCUGAACUCCUGACUCGGUCUCAGUCUCUGCCUUCUUGGUUGGUCAUGGCUGGGUUCAGUGCCCUUCUACUGUUUCUGCUGAGUGUCCGGGGCUCGUUUUCCUCUCCCUUCCCCGUGGCCGGUCAGGAGGAGACGUGUGAGGCGAACGGCUCGGUGUACUAUGUGGGUGAGUGGUACUUUCUGGACUCUGACCACUGCAGUCAGUGCGAGUGCACGGCUCUGGGCUCGGUGUGCUCGCGGACGGAGUGCACGGCUCUGCCCGCCGCCUGCAUCCACGUGAGCCAUUACCCAAGCGACUGCUGCCCGCGCUGCGAGAGGAUAGGCUGCGAGUACCGGGGAGAAGUGUACGAGCUGGGCCAGACCUUCCAGCCAUCAGAAUGUGAGCAGUGUACCUGUGACAGUGAUGGCAUUGCCAGGUGCCUGGUAGCAGACUGCGCCCCUCCACCCUGUGUAAACCCUGUCUUUCAACCUGGAAAAUGUUGCCCAGACUGCAAAGAUGGUCCCAACUGCUAUGUGGAUGCCUCUAGGACCAAGAUAAUCCCUGGAGGAGAGCCAGUGUGGGUGGAUUCCUGCACCAAGUGCCGCUGCCAUGAUGGUCAGGAUGCAGGCUACUGGGAGGGCAACCGACUUGCCACCUGCACCCGUCUCCGCAACUGCACGCCGAGCAGCAGGCUCAACUGAUCCAGCAAGUUUCCCAGCAGAUAGCAGAGUAAAGCCCACCAAGCCCAACAGUGUUAAAGUGAUAGUUUAGCAAACAAUAUUUGACAAGACAUAUUUGACGUCCAAAUGAAAUUUGUUUCUUUAGUUUUACAUUGGAGCUAAUGUAGCUAACAAAUGAUAAAUGUUUACCUGCAAACCCAGUUGCCUCAAAUGGUCAAGUUGCUAAUCUUAUAAAGUUCAAAUCUCAAAAAGAC
Molecule: messenger RNA, 1089 nt
Organism: Colossoma macropomum (tambaqui)
Lineage: Eukaryota; Metazoa; Chordata; Actinopteri; Characiformes; Serrasalmidae
Exons: 3
Coding region: 221-856 (211 amino acids)
Biological process (GO): negative regulation of BMP signaling pathway
Cellular component (GO): AMPA glutamate receptor complex
Molecular function (GO): protein binding
Source: RefSeq, a predicted model, not a curated record